Molecule: messenger RNA, 1398 nt
Organism: Aspergillus calidoustus
Lineage: Eukaryota; Fungi; Ascomycota; Eurotiomycetes; Eurotiales; Aspergillaceae
Source: the annotation of a GenBank genome assembly
AUGUCCGCCUCUCCAUCCGCCUUGCAGUCGACCAAGCGUCCUCUUGAGGACCCUUCUUCACCUUCCGGUCCGAAUGACCAGCCAGAGGCCAAGCGCCCAGCUCUGGACAAAGUAGUAAAAGGAGAAGAAUCCGACAGCCAUGGAGACGUGAAGGAGCCCGGUGUUGCUACGAGCGCGGAUGGCCAGGGAGACACUGUUGUUCCAGAUGCUCCCAACUCCAAGGGAGCGCACGGUGAGACACAGCCGAUUCAGUCUACUGCCUCUCACGGCGAGACAGGCGGAAAUCAGUCCGACCAGCGGCCCCAGGACGAGUCCAGCUGGAUCCAUAUUCGUGCUGUAAUUUCUAGCCAAGAGGCUGCCACCGUCAUUGGUAAGGGCGGAGAGAAUGUAUCCCAGAUCCGCCGUUUGUCCGGUGCCAAGUGCACUGUUAGUGAUUACUCGCGCGGCGCAGUCGAGCGUAUCCUGACUGUCAGCGGCCCACAGGAUGCCGUUGCAAAGGCCUUUGGUCUGAUCAUUCGUACCCUGAAUAACGAACCCCUUGAUGCUGCUUCCACUGCACAAUCCAAGACCUAUCCCUUGCGCUUGCUGAUUCCUCAUAUUCUAAUUGGCUCAAUCAUUGGCAAGGGUGGUGGCCGUAUUCGUGAAAUUCAAGAGGCCUCUGGAGCUCGCCUCAAUGCGUCGGAUGCUUGUCUUCCCCUCUCCACUGAGCGGUCCCUCGUCAUCCUUGGUGUUGCCGACGCUGUUCACAUUGCCACGUACUAUGUUGCUGUGACCCUUGUUGAGCAGCUCACAGAGCGCUUUGGAGGACCAGCAGCCUCUGCAUACGCCACCCGCAGCGGCGGACCUGCAGGGGCCGUUCCAGGUGGUAUGCAAGUUGUGCCCUAUGUCCCACAACCCGCUGGUGGUCAGUACGGUCAUCCAGAUACCUUCAAGCGUCACCACCCUCACCCAAACCGCGCCGGUGCAGGUGCAUAUGGAGUACCUUACCUUCAUGGACAACACGCCCCUGCUCCUGUUGUCCAGCAAAACAUGCACUAUGGUGCACCCAACACCCCGUACUCUGGUGCCGGUCCCCACCAGCCUGCUCCAUACGGCGCGCCGCAGGCGGCUCAGCCGCGCGGUGGCCCAACUCCGGCCGCUCCUGUUGGCGGUGCCAUUCCUGGCCAGCCACUAACCCAACAGAUCUAUAUCCCUAACGACAUGGUUGGCGCCAUUAUCGGAAAGGGUGGUGCCAAGAUCAACGAGAUCCGACACCUCAGUGGCAGUGUGAUCAAGAUCAACGAGCCACAAGAGAACAGCAACGAACGCUUGGUGACGAUUACUGGAACCCAAGAGUGCAACCAGAUGGCCCUAUACAUGCUCUACUCCAGACUCGAAAGCGAAAAGCACCGCAUCUAA